CACUUUUGCCAACAACUACAUAUACUUUUAAACCUUUAUGCUCUCCUGUUUUGUUUCCUUCUCGUCUUUGAAUGCUGAUGCGAUGUCCUGGGCGUGCGGCAUGUAGGAGGCUCAGGAUUAAAAAAAGUAUGACGAGCCAGGCCCCGCCCCUUUGGCGUCCAAAAUAGAAACUGUAAACAAAAAGCAGCCAACCACAGAGGCUUUCAAACGCCGACACUGUGGAGCAUCACUGCUGCUGUGGGACACCGGUCAUGUGUUGGAUGUUAGGCGAACCGAACCGCUGCUGCUGGCGCUCAGAGCCAGAGGAAGCAUGAGCGCUGUCUGUUUUUGAAGGUCGAUUUAGUCUUCUCGUUAUUAUUCUUACGUUUCUGAUGCAGAUUAGCAAAAUGAGAGACGAGGGGAGCAAAAUAAAGUUAAAUACCUCCCAAACAAAUGCGCCAGGCUGUCGGCUGCGAUCGGACUGCAGCCAUGCAUAGUUCAGCUGAAAUCCUGUCGGGACACUCACAGAGAGUUGUUUGCAGAAUCUUAGUUGUGCUUCAUCUGGAAACUGGUUUAUUCGCGCCGUUUUCAUCCCAUGCAACCCUUACCGACGAUGGCACGGCUGCGGAGGAAGGCUUGCGUUGCCCUGUUUCUUUUCACCCUCUUCAUUUUCGGAUCUCUGAUGGGACUGAGGACCCUGAAGCCUACUGACGGAUUCUCGGAUCUGGCUCCUGGCUUGGAGCUCCUGCCGAUCUUAGGAGGGAGGAUGUCCCGGGAAGCCACCGCGUCCCCAGUCCAAGCCCGCCCGCAAGGGGGAAACACAAAACCGGUUCUGUCCAACUCCGGUCCAGAGGGGACAAUAUUCUACGAUGUUCACAUCUUUUACUACACUUGGUACGGCAGCCCUCAUAUGGACGGGAAAUACAUCCACUGGGACCACAUCCUGGUCCCCCACUGGGACCCCAAGGUCGCAUCCAGCUACCCGAGAGGAAAACACAUGCCGCCCGAGGACAUCGCCUCCAGUUUCUACCCGGAGCUGAAUUCGUACAGCUCCCGGGAUCCGGACGUGUUGGAGUCCCACAUGGAGCAGAUCGGAGCCUCCGCGGCAGGGGUUCUGGUGCUGUCUUGGUAUCCUCCCGGCCUCGCUGACGACAACGGGGAACCCGCUGAGGAUUUGGUGCCAGCUGUGCUGGAUGCUGCAUACAGACACAGCCUGAAGGUCGCAUUUCAGAUCCAACCCUACAGAGGAAGAAAUGACCAGACUUUGCACGACAACAUCAAGUACAUAAUUGACAGGUACGGUGAUCAUGGGGCCUUCUACAAGUUCACCUCCAGCACAGGGAAGAGUCUUCCUCUCUUCUACAUCUAUGACUCCUAUCUGACUCCACCAGAGUCCUGGUCUGAAUUUUUGACUCCCACCGGCUCCCACAGUGUGCGCGGCUCCCCAUAUGACUCCAUGUUCAUCGCUCUGAUUGUUGAGGAGCGUCACAAGCAUGACAUCCUGGCAGGUGGCUUCGACGGCAUGUACACUUACUUCGCCUCCAAUGGCUUCUCCUUUGGCUCCUCCCACCAGAACUGGAAGGCCAUUAAGGCCUUCUGUGACGGGAACAACCUCCUUUUCAUCCCCAGCGUCGGACCCGGUUACAUCGACACCAGCAUCCGACCGUGGAACAACCACAACACUCGCAACAGGGUGAACGGCCGCUACUACGAGACGGCUCUGCAGGCGGCACUCAACGUGAGGCCGGAGAUCGUCACCAUCACGUCUUUUAACGAAUGGCACGAAGGGACGCAGAUAGAGAGGGCCAUGCCUAAGAAAACCGUGACCCGUGUGUACUUGGACUAUCAGCCGCACGGACCUGAACAUUAUCUGGAACUGACCCGCCGCUGGGCCGAGCAGUUCAAUAAAGAGAAGCAGCAGUGGCUGAUGUGAGCUUUAAACAGAAUAAAGCUCCACAGUAUCAGAGUGAUCAAAGUGGCAACAAAUGCUCUUUUUUCCGACUAUGACACGGCGUUCCGGGUCUUUUGGGAAAACACCGUGAGAAAUUUUUUGCUGAAUACUUAAUAGUCCAGGACUCUGAAAUGGGCCUGUCUGAUUUGUUCCCACGCCUCUUAACCAAAAACAAAAUGUGAAGUCUAUCUGUACAGUAUACAGUUCUUCUCUUCGUCACUAAAAGGAUUUUAAAUUAGUUGGCUGAGAUUAUUUUUUUUGUUUCUGCAUGACUUGAUUUGUAUCACUUCUCUUAGACUAAGGUGUGGAGUUGAACAUUUACUACAAAAUAAAAUAGAAAACAAAUCACACUUAUAUAUUAAACUGGUGAAAACUUAAAACUAAGUGCAUUCUUAGCCUUUAUGUGGAAUAACCAUACAACAAAAAACAUCAAAAAAAAAAAAAAAAAAAAACAAGAAUGAGAUUCACAAGCUUUGGUUUAUGUCAAUCCACAAAGGAUCAAAUGCACAGUUACAGAUAUUAUCCCAUAGCAUCUCCAUUAUGUGCUUCAAGUAGGCAUCAGGAAGGUCACUUAACCUGUGGCAGAAAUUAUUUAAAUUGGUUGGUUUCCUGACACUGAUCUGGCUUUUGAGCCUAGUCCAAGUGAGCACAAAGUGUGGCCUGAAAAAUUAUGUGCUGCUCUGAACCGCGACUGAAGAAUGGUACAAAUUGGGCCGGACAGCACAGUUGAUUAAAGUAAAUUGGCAUUAAAAAAAAAAAAAAAGUUUUAGGAGGAGAUUUUCACUGAUAAUUAGAAAUCUUCUUUAAAUUGAGAAUGUCGAGUACAAUACAAAUUAUUCAUAUUUUAUCAAACACGUGAUAGAAUUUCUGGCUCACAUGAGUCAGUAUGAGGCUAAUGGCCAACAUUUGAACACUGUACAAAGUGUUGAGGGGUGACAUCAUCAUGGUGUGGGUUUUACUUCCAGAGACGCAUAGAAAAAUGAAAGAGAAGGACUUCUUUCAAAUUCUUGAAUUUCACCUCAAUUUAACAGAUAGAAGAUUGAAACUUGGACAUAAUGCGGUAUCCCAACAGGGUAAAUGAUCCUGAACACACUUAAAAACCUGUAUUGGAUGGCACAAAGCAGGCUGACGUUAAGAUCAGGGAGUAGCCAUUUCAACAAGGACCUCAGUGUUGUUAAAAAAACCCGAAGUGUUGACUUUGUGCCAGGAAACCAAUCACAUUAAAUAAACUCUAAUUCUGCCAAGAAAAGUGGUGAAACACUCCACCACAGUUAUGCCAAGAGAAUGUCGAUGGCUACUAAAAACGUUUUUCUAAUAUUAGUGUGCAUGUAUGAAAGAAAUGUUUUAAUUAUUGCAGAUCAUCUCUGCCGUGACAGUAAAAGAAAUACAAUGCACUGGUAGCAAGUCAAAGACAGGCCCAACAUACAAAUCUAUUCACCACUCAUGUAUUACGACUGAGAGGUAAUUCGCCUCGAUACCACAUCACUUCUGGUUUUUAUUCUUCUGCUAGCAGAGGGACCUGCUGCCCUGCAUUUACCUGAUGGCUGUCUUUUCCACCAAAACAGCUAAUUAGGUGAAUUGAUCAGCAUUUCCUGCUGAAUGCAGACAGUGACACUAAUCAACCUGGAUGGGAGGUGACAUAACACAAGAAUAUCGUCAUCAGUUCAAUUCAAAUUCAAAUUCAAAAACACUUCAUUCAUCACAAAGGGUAAUUUAAUUGUUCCUCAGGUAAGUAAAGCUCAGUUAAGGUGUGAUUUCACCAAAACGUCUAUAAAUAUUUUUUUUUCUUCUAUUCAAGAAAAGAAAAAGAUGCACAACACUAACAGUGCCUUUUACUUAGCAAAAGGAGAUUUAGUAGCUUAUUGGUGUUAAAGGUUUUGUUGCAAAUGAAAAAAAAAAGGACUUUGUUAUGUGUUAAAGUGAAUCUUUCUGAAUCAGCUGUUUGGGUUAACUUUAGUUUGGCUUUUUAGUGUAUUGUUGACUGAUUUCCACAAGGAGAGCAUCUACAACUGAUGUUCUAUGUAACACCUUCUUGUGAACUUUUAAACUACUCAUGAGUAAUGUACCUCCAGGUUGUCUAAAGGUCUUUCAUACUUUUAGUUUACAUGUUUUUAACUCAUACACUCCAGAAGGAUUGGCUGUUUACGGUUGAGACACUAAACUCUGUCCUAAAAAUCCCUCUGGAAUAAAAUUCCUCUCAACACAUU
This is a messenger RNA of Poecilia latipinna (sailfin molly), 4137 nucleotides long. Its product is annotated as glycoprotein endo-alpha-1,2-mannosidase-like protein. Bases 575 to 1912 code for a protein of 445 amino acids. Lineage: Eukaryota; Metazoa; Chordata; Actinopteri; Cyprinodontiformes; Poeciliidae. Gene Ontology annotation, molecular function: alpha-mannosidase activity. The record is from RefSeq and is a predicted model, not a curated record. The transcript has 4 exons.